Sycon ciliatum is the source of this 8300-nucleotide messenger RNA. RefSeq lists its product as uncharacterized. The record is from RefSeq and is a predicted model, not a curated record. Gene Ontology annotation, biological process: protein phosphorylation. Bases 370 to 7602 code for a protein of 2410 amino acids. Gene Ontology annotation, molecular function: ATP binding; protein binding; protein serine/threonine kinase activity. The transcript is spliced from 28 exons. NCBI's taxonomy places the organism in Eukaryota, Metazoa, Porifera, Calcarea, Leucosolenida, Sycettidae.
AGACAGUACAGCGUCUUAGGUUUGUUUUCGAUGCUGCCUGGCCGACCACUAGUGCACUACGGUCGCUUCGUGAACUGGUGGAUACUUUCAGACGAGGAGGCCUCUUAUCUGUUGUGACUUCGUUCGUUCAUCGAAGGGAGUUCUGCCUUCAUUUUGUGGUCGGCUUUCUUGUAGCCGCUUUGGAGCGUCCCGCAGUAAUUCCUCCGCGGCAGGUUCUGUCGACACGAACUGAAGGACUGUGGCGGUGACACCUGAUAAAAUAAAAUUAAUUGCGAAGUUUGUGGCUGCUUUACCGCUAUGGCUGGUUGACACUUCAACUGGAGUUCAAGUCUUCGGUUCGAAGCUGAGCUGAACUGAGCACAUACAGCCAUGUCUAAGCUGGCAGUGGAGGUGAUCGAUCGCCCGGUGUGUGUGAUAGAUGUCAUUGGAGAUGAAGGCGUGGGAAAGUCUACGCUCGUGCGCGAGUGGAAGAAGUCCUCUGUUUUCAAGGAGCUGCAGCGGGUCAUGGAAGUGUAUACGCGAGAGUACCGCACCGCGGAGUGGAGUGCCUCGGUGCCAAGCAAGCCAAGUAAAUUCUAUUUCCACGGCUUCUUCCUGGUUUACGACAACACAACUGCGGAGACAUUACAGAAUAUUUUGGUGUUCACAAAGAGCUUCCUGGGACAGCUGUCUAAGGGCCAAAGGCUGAAGCAACCGCCUGUGAUGUUUUUAAUCGCCAACAAGGAUGACCUGGAGGAGCAGGAGUUUAUGCUGGAUGACACUGGCAACCUAGAGGCACACAUGAAGGCAGGUGGCAUAUGUCGGUGGGAAUGCACCUGCGCCACUCAGGGAAGAAACACCGAGUUCCCGUUUGUGAGGCUCAUCUUCCAGAUGCUGGGAAUUGGCUGGAUCAGGAAGAUGGGCAAGGAAGCAUGCUAUCUCGGCUGCUUGAACUUGGUGAAAAUCCUCAUCCAUCAUCUGGACGAGGAAGAGCUUUCCAGCGGUGGUUAUGCUGUAGAAGCCUUCCGUGGUGUGUCUGACAAGCAACAGCAGAAGCUGAACCUUGAAGAAGGCGGUGGAAUCCCUCGCCUCAAUUCCCUGCCAAAUGUCAAGCAGCGCAAGAUGGGCACGGUCAACAGCCCGUUGCGCUCUGUUGAUCCACUACUGGCGUCGCCGCUUGUUAAACGUAGUGGUUCAAUGUCAACACUGUCCCAACAGGACACACUUCCAGAGCAGACGGUAUCAGACAGCAUGGAUGUGCUCACCUACCUGUUCUCGCUCAACAAACUGUCAAUGAUGCGCCGCAUCGCCACCGAAGGAUCUUACAACGCCGAUCUGCUGGGCAAGAUCCUGCGCCAGUACUACCCAAUGCGCAGCAACGGGGAGCUGAAGUGGCGCCGCCUGAACCUGCACAUCUUGCACGGGCCCUGGCUGGCACACUUUGUCGGCGUCACCGAGGUCAAUUUGGCUCAUAACAAACUGAAAUCGCUGCCAGUGGAGCUCUUUCAGAUGAAGACAGUGAAAACGAUCCUUGUCUACGACAACUUGCUCUCUUCCUUGCCGGAUGCCAAGGAGUGGCAGUGUGACAGUCUGUCUUCACUGGACCUGUCCCAGAAUCUCCUCAAAGGGUCAGAAGGUGGAUCUCUUCUAAACAAAUUACCUGGAGCAUCCUCAGCCGCAGCAUCCUACUUUACUCGCAAGCUCAGUCCAGCCAUACAGGCCAAGCGAAGAUCGUCUGGGGGACUGGCGGUACAGCGGUUGUUUCGGGUGAACAUCAGUGCCAAUCCAAUCACCACCAUUCCCCCUUGGAUCCUGGAGCUGCCUGGUCUUGCUGUGCUGGAUAUCCGAUGUCCCAAUCUUCAACGUCUGCCGAAGGAACUCGCCAACUGCCGCUCCUUGCUGACGCUAAAGAUAGACCAAGAUCGGGUUUGCUAUCCGAACAAAAAGAUUCUGGAUGGCGGAGUUCGAGCUAUUCGAGAGCAUCUCUACAGAGAAGUUCACAAGUCUGUGUCUUACUUUCACAUGAACCUGUUCGUCCUGGGCAACGUGGGCACGGGAAAGUCGCGCUUGCUUGCCUGCCUGCAGGACAUCAGCAACCUGAAACUACGGCACGCACCAUCUACGAGUUCUCAGAAAGCCGGUCUGCGCACGUGCCACUUCUCCUUGAAGCCGAAGGGAGCAUCCCAUGAGAUAACCUUCCACGCGGUGGACUUUGCCGGCCAGGAGGUGUUCCACAGCACACACCAGUGCUUCAUGUCGCACCGGGCUGUCUACUUGGCUGUUUGGAAUGCUCAUCAGGGCAAGACUGGUCUGCUGGCGCUGAAGCCAUGGCUGUUGAGCAUCCAGGCCAGGGCUCCCAAAGCGCCCGUCAUUCUAGUGGCAACCCACUGCGAUGAUCAUAGCACGGAGAACAUCACCGCGCUGGAAGACGUUGUGCAGAGUGUCUACCCGUAUCACGAUGGACAGGCAUUGUUGAAUGCUAAAGGCCUACCAGCAAUCGUCGACAGUGUCUACAUGAGCCUUCAUUCAUCAUCACCAAGUAACACUGGUCUUAGCGAACUGCGCAAGCGGAUUUUCAACACGGCUCUGACAGUACGGAGCCCACAAGCCACCAGCAGGGACGACACUUAUCUAAAACAUCAGGUGCCGAGAAGCUAUAUCAUUCUGCAAGACGCGGUUGCUGAAAAGUUAAAGGAGAAGCGCCAUAAGCAGUUGCCAGCCGUCAUGGAGAUCAAUGCAUUUUGGGACAUGGCCAAGAAAGCAAACUGUCAGAUUGAUGACAUCAGUGGCCUCCUAGAGGCCACCAGGUUCCUGCACGAGGCGGGACUGCUCUUGCACUUUGCUGAUGCCCAGGGACAGCUGCCUGACUACAUCUUCAUCGACCCGCAGUGGCUGUACGACACGAUUGCCUGUAUCAUCGAUCUGGACUCGUCGGCGGAUGACGAGUCGCUGCUGAAAAAGCGGCGGAAAGGUGUGCUUCGCUCACGCUGGAUGCCGCGCAUCCUUCGCUGGCGAGCGCCGGCCGAGUGCCACACACUACUGCUCAACGUGCUGGAGAACUUUCACAUCAUCGUUGCUCUGAACAGCGAGCACAGCACAUUCCUGGUUCCUGCACUGUUGCCGGAAAGUGCGCCGAGUGUUGGCACGAUGGGAUUCACUGCAGCGUCCUCCUCGGAGUCGUUCAGCAGUUCAGCGGCUGAGCAAAUACCCAUGAGGUAUCCUCUUUCUGAGGCAUUGGUUCGACAGUAUCAGCUACCCUAUGUGCCUAGCAGCUUCUGGAGCAAGCUCAUCUCCUCUUUGAUCGUGCUCUUCACGGAGAGGAAGGGAACGAUGAUGCCGUCAGCUGCUGUUGACCUGGAGCCUGAGGUUCUGCGUAACUCAGCACCGACACCCUUGCCUGGUGACUUUGUUGAUGGGUCUGCCAAUCCUGCCUCGGCUGCUUCUGCUGCUUCUGCUACUGCUGGUCGUGGCAGUUUAGGCAGGAAAGGAGCAGAAGUGGAGGCUCUUGCCCUGAGGUCACGCUUGUUGACUCGGGUUUCCGAGGCGAAGGAAGACGGUGAUGAGGAUGAGGAUGGUGAUGAUAGCAAUAGCAGUGCUGAAUGUCAUAUAGCCACUGAAGAUGCUGUGCCAGACACGGCGAGCAGUGGAGUUGAGAUUCAUAUCGAACCCAGUGCAACGGGGGGCGGUGAUUCCUCCGGUAACCAACCUCGUCGCAAGCUGGUCGACUGCCAAGACUCCAGCGUUUUCAUGAGCAUUGAUGACACUGCCGACUUGGAAGCCAGUGACGAACCCGAUGGCUCCCUGCUCAAGUUUAAGCUGAAGUCAAUGUUCACGCCAGUCGCUCCCAAGCGCAGGUCCAGCUCUGACAUCUUGGGAACACUCCUGGAUGUGGAUGAUGACUUCAUGCUGCUGGACCUGCCUCCGUCUGACAACAGUGGCGUUGGCCAGUGUGGAUGCUGUAACGAUGAGGGCAACGACGCCACCAGUGACACCAUGUCCAUGCUGGGCAGCAUGCUGGGCAGCAUUGUCAGUCACAGCAUGGCACCAGCUGCUCCUGGGCAACGGCGCAAUGACAUGUUUGCCAGUCCGUACCUGCUGACCCUGCUGAAGUGCAUCAAGGACGAAUCUCGCUACGAUGAGUAUAUCUCCGCUAGUCAGGUACACUUGGUGAUCCGCGCAUGGCAAACGGGCAUUGCUGUCCACAUCAGCCUGCCAGAUUUCUCCUCGCGAAAUCCAUCAGUGGUGGCGGCGGCAGCGGCAAGAAGGUCUUCUCGUGGCAAGACGUUUGUGGAGGUUCGCCUGGAGCAGCUCCCGGGCCACGAGAACAGUGGCUUGCAGAUGGCAGUGUGGGGACAUCAGAAGCUACAGUGCUGUAUGUUGGCUCAGGCAACCUACCUGACUGACAGCAUCUUAGAAGACUGGUUCCCUGGCCUGUUUCGCAAUGUCUAUCGGUGUGUGCCGUGUCCGAGAUGCGUGGCCGAACGCGUAGACUUGACAGAGUCUUACAGAUUCCUACCGAGCCAGACCCACAUGUUUGAUCUUGAUCGGCUGAUGAGCGCUGCAUUCUCGGCGAGCAAGUCGCCGCACUGCCCGUUGCACGGCGCCAUUGAGAUGAAAGCACUGGCGCCGGACGUGCUACUGUGCGACCUGCCCUGCGACCUGCUGCUGGAUGCAGACGACUUUGAUGACAACCUGCGACUGUCCGAUGAAGACAAGCUCGGCGAUGGAGGCUUUGCCCAGGUCUACCGCUCCACAUACCAAGGUCGCCAGGUAGCAGUGAAGGUCUUCACUCCCAAACAGGACAGCCGCACUCUACCGUACCAAGAGCUGAGAACCGAGGUGUCCGCAUUGGAUCAGCUCAAGCAGGAGCAUGUUGUGAAGCUGAUCGGCGUAUGCAUAUCUCCACUAUGUCUGGUACUGGAACUUGCCCCAAUGGGUAGCAUGAGCUCUGUGCUGCGUACCACUCACAAUUACGGUGUGCCACUCAACAUUGCACACAAAGCUCUAUUCCAGGUAGCCAAUGCUCUGGACUACUUGCACAAUCUACGCAUAAUCUACCGGGACCUGAAGCCGCAGAACAUACUCGUCUGGUCCCUGACGCCCGGCCGCGUUCUGGUGAAGCUGGCGGAUUAUGGCAUCGCCACCUUCGCCCUGCCAGCCGGCAUCAAGGAUCCACAGGGCACGAAAGGUUACAUGGCACCGGAAGUGUCGGCCAAGUCACGUGUGCCAUACACGGAGAAAGCCGACAUCUUCUCGUUGGGCCUGGUGAUAUUCGAGGUGGUCACCGGCCGAAAGCCGUACUGGGAGAAGGCAGCAAACUUCAACAUGCAGGCCGCCCAGCUGGCCGGCUACACACCGAGUCUGGCCGACGCCAUCAAGGCCAACAUGCUGGAUGAGCAGAAGGCGACUAUGUCAUCACUACUUGCUGCCUCACCGGAGUCCCAGCUGGUGGAAGGCUACUACGACAGGCCACCGAUGGCGGACAUGCUUGUUCCCAUGGUGAUGCCAGCGUUUGAUGAAGUGGAUAGUUCCAUCACCGAUGAUAGCGUCACGGAGAAGAGAUCCUCCAUAUUUGAGUUCUCAGAGUCGGCGGAUAUGACAAACAGCAGCUUCUCCCCACAGCCACAGGAACAGGCGGUGAAAAUGAUGCGAUGUCCGUCUCUUGAUUCUACCAUGAAACGACCCAUGUCCACACCUUUUCACCGUAGAACUUCAGCACUGACACUAUCCACGCAAGGUCAACGCAAUAUACCACCGCCCUCGUCUUUUCGUCGGACUCACUGGUUCAAUGUUCAUGGCAGAGCGAAAUCACUUGACGAGAGCGGCAGUGUUGCCAGUACAGCCGUGUCCUCCGAGGGCGUUGAAAAGAAACAGAAGAGAAAGAACCCAGUGACGGAUUGCCUCUUGCAUUGCUUUCAAACUCUAGUGGACUCCAGCCUGUACCCGACGCCCGACAAGAGGCCCAGCGCUCAGACCGUUGCGUCUCACAUGUCCGUCUGCUGCUGCUACCCACGACACACACAGAUCCGCAUCUCGCCCGGCCCGGAGCACAAGAUCAUCCUCUGCGCCACCGCCAUCCACGUACCGCUAGUGCAGCCCAGCUCUCCGCAACACUCGCCAUCGGGCUACCAUACAGGCCUGCCCGACAUCACACUGUCUCCCAUCAGUGCGGAUCACCGGGAUACGGAUCUGGCACCCUUCGGUGAAGAAGACGAGAAGGAGCAGAGUGACAGUGAUGGUCAAGGCUAUCCAAUUUACUCUCCCAGUGAUGACCUCUCCCAAGCUAGCUUGGAAGAAAGCGGUGGUGACAUGGUAGAUGGGAGGAUACCCUCGCACCGUCGUCGUCCCAAAGCUUCUCCCAGCAUGCUCCGCCACGACCGGCGAUUGACGCCGGCCGCAGUCCAUCGUGUGAAGCACCCAUCCAAUGCCAGUGUAACGUCGAUGGGAUCCGUAAGGCGACAGGCACUGCUUCGACGACAGGACACGUUCAACGAGUCCAUUAUCUUACCCAACACUGGUAGCCUGUCGCGCCAUGGCUCCCUGAACCAGUCCGACGCCGUAAAAUCACCGACACUGCCAUCCACGUUCUCCCAGUAUGCAUGCGUGUGCUGCGACGACGAAGUCAAGUCCAUUGACUGCUCCAAUGGUGAAACUCAGGCAUGCAUUUGUGCAUUUGACGGUGAUGAGAUAACGGCUGGGUGCUGUACGGCCUGUGAGGAGAUUUGGGUCGGAACAGCUGGUGGUAUUGUACAGGUGCAUUCUCUGCCAAGUCUGAAGAUGAUCGGUCGCAACGCUGUGCCAGCAGCAGUGACGUGCAUGCUGCCGCUACGUCCUAACAGCGGCGUUAGUAUGCUGCCAAUGAGCGAGGUGCUGGUGGGCUCACAAGAUGGAAACCUCGCACGCUUCUUCUCCACCCCAGCGUACGGCCACGCCAUCAGCGGACCGCCGAAGUUCGUCAUCCGUGCAUCUCGCGAUGAUGAUGGCGCCAUCAGAUGCAUCAGCCAUGCAAACUCCCACAAUGAAUUCUGCGUUGUUGUCGGCGAUAAUCUCCUGCUCGUAUUUGAUUGUGUGCAAUGGGAGGAAAAGAUGAGGGCCAUGUUAUACUUCUGCGACAAGAGAAUCCAGCAGAUCGUGAUGAGUGAGCGUGGCCUGUGGCUCUUCGCCGAGCAAUCUCCGGACCUGGUGCUGGUGGACCUCUCCGACGGCUCCGCUCUCAAGCACAUCUGCACGCGUUGUCGACUACUGCAGUCCGUUGAUCUGCCGAUGACCGUGCCCAAUAGCAAGCCAUCAUCGAAGCUCUACACCAAUCACUACUUCCGUGUAGUGUCCAUUGCAGUCACCGACUCGCAUCUGUGGGCGCUGAUGUCUUCCGGCGUCCUCCUUGUCUUCGACAUCAGCCGAGAGACGGCAAGCAAUGUGCCAUGUACGGACUCGCUUGUCACCAUGCGACAAGCGCAUCACGGCCCUGGGUGCCUGCAAACUCUGGACGGGCGCUCUGUGUGCUCCAUCGGUCUGCCGCCCCUGUCCUCAUCCUGGCUGCCCCGCAUCCUACAGGAUUCCGACGACCAUCCCCAGCCCAUGGAUGGCGCUAAGCCCACUCUCUUGCAGUGGGAGGUACAAUAGAGCGGCGGUGUGUAUGCCAUGCAUGCCCGUGGUGUCUUUGAUUGUCUCACAGUUGAUGUGGUAUUACCCUGGGUUUUUUUAAUAAUCCUUGCUUCCGCGGAUUGUUCGUGUGUCUCUGUUGUAAAUAAGGCUCAUGCAUUACGCUUUGUUGACGCUGUACAAUCAGCCUAGCACCCACUGCAAUGUGUGAUGUGAACAAUCGUGAGUUCAGGAAACUCCCAGAACAAUAUUGUAUAGUUUUUAGUCUUGUUCAGUACAUCUUGUGAUUUUCCCGAGCAUUUUGUCUGCGUUUUUUAAAUGUCUUUUUAUAUUGUAAAGUUCUUGAGGAUCUUUUCAACGGAUGAUCGUGUUUUUAUUUUUUUCUUGAAAGUAUUUUCUAAUUGUUUCUGUCCUUUCUUUUUUUUAUUAAACAAGAUGCACAGGUCUUUUUCGUCCUUUCUUGAAACUUUAAUAACAACUUCUUGGCAGGUCCAGGCAAAUGGAAUUUAUUACCGUGGCAUAACUAAAUGUACUUGAAGUACUUCCAAAAAAGCACAUUAUCUCCUUCAUCUUUUCAAAGUUUUUUUAGGGCUGUGCAUGACCAUAUUUUUAUGCACUAUUGUUUGUCAUGCACCAUUGCCUUUUUAGUUUUUACCCAAUUUUGCUCACCUUCUGACUGAUGUCAAACCUGCAGACUGAGUACAGUACAUGUCCCAUCA